GUGUUAGUGAUUUGGACACACACAUACACAUAGGUGCACUAAUGUGUGUUUUCAUCAGUCACAUGUAAAAAGACCCCCCCUGCCUUCACACACCAGGCCUAUUGUCAGAGCAUCCGUUGAAGAGCUGACGUCAUGGCCUGUGCUAGGAGGGAAGAGGACUGGGCACGGGGCAUCAGCAAGUGGGACUGAGUAAGCAACGUCGAGUGACAACUAAACAACAUCAAAAUGAGUGUCAACACUGUAAGGUUUGUUGUGAGUGUACUUGGUGUCUUUGGAUGGUCUCUGACACUCUCCUCAGCCACCCAAGUGGGUCUGAACGAUAAAGUCCUGGUGUUUCCUUAUGAGACAGACUUUAGCUUCGUGGCCCUGAUCCCGCAGAAGGAGAUGGGGCUGAGGGCCUUCACUCUCUGCAUGCGUGUGGCCACUGAGCUGCCGGAAGAACGUCAGAUUAUCCUGUUCGCCUACCGCACCACCGACUAUGACGAGCUCAACGUGUGGCGUGAGCAGGACGGGCGCAUCUCCUUUUAUAUGAGCGGUGACGGCACCUUCUUCCACCUGCCGCCCCUCACCACCUUCCGCACCAGCCUCUGCCUGACCUGGGAGUCUCGUACAGGCCUCACUGCUUUCUGGGUGGAAGGGAAACGCAGCACCUACCAGGUCUACAAACCUGGGCACAGCAUCCGUCCAAAAGGCACCGUCCUCCUGGGCCAGGACCCAGACAAACACCUGGGAGGUUUGGAGGCCGUGCAGAGCUUUGUAGGGGAGAUAACAGAUCUGAAUAUGUGGGACUUUGUGCUCUCCAGGAGCAUGAUCCAGGCCUGGCAUUACGGGCACAAGGUCCCUAAGGGUAACAUCUUUGACUGGGGCAAUAUGGAGUAUGAGCUGAAUGGUAACGUGAUGGUGGUGGAUGAUGACUGACUCGAUGUGGAGUCGAAUGCAGAGAGGGAUUUAGAGGUCUGUGUUGGACUCAUACUGA
This is a messenger RNA of Etheostoma spectabile (orangethroat darter), 976 nucleotides long. It is a transcript of the gene crp1, whose product is annotated as C-reactive protein 1. Lineage: Eukaryota; Metazoa; Chordata; Actinopteri; Perciformes; Percidae. The transcript is spliced from 3 exons. The record is from RefSeq and is a predicted model, not a curated record. Bases 226 to 918 code for a protein of 230 amino acids.